This is a messenger RNA of Melopsittacus undulatus (budgerigar), 2187 nucleotides long. Its product is annotated as sodium/hydrogen exchanger 2-like. The transcript is spliced from 12 exons. The record is from RefSeq and is a predicted model, not a curated record. Gene Ontology annotation, biological process: regulation of intracellular pH; sodium ion import across plasma membrane; potassium ion transmembrane transport. NCBI's taxonomy places the organism in Eukaryota, Metazoa, Chordata, Aves, Psittaciformes, Psittaculidae. Gene Ontology annotation, cellular component: plasma membrane. Gene Ontology annotation, molecular function: potassium:proton antiporter activity; sodium:proton antiporter activity. The coding region runs from base 1 to 2187 and encodes 728 amino acids.
AUGGAACAUCAGAGGCCAGGGUGCAAAUAUGCAGCUGCUCUCCUAGCCUGGUCCUUGCUCUUCUCUGUCCUCCAAGCCACCAGGGUCAUUGCUCUGCAGGGAUCCCCAUCAAUGCCACAGUUAGAGGAUGUCAUCUCAGAGAACAUCAGCUGGGCUGCCGAGGAAGCUCAAGGCAAUGAAUCCUCAGAGCACGCGUUCUUCUCUCUGGAUUAUCAGCAUGUCCAAGUCCCCUUUGAAAUCACCCUCUGGAUCAUGCUUGCAUCCCUGGCAAAAAUAGGGUUCCAUCUCUAUAACAAGCUGCCUUCUGUUGUUCCCGAAAGCUGCUUAUUGAUAUUUGUAGGACUCAUCAUGGGGGGAAUCAUCUAUGGUUUAAAUGACAAAUCACCACCUGUUAUGGACAGCGACAUCUUUUUCCUGUACCUCCUGCCACCCAUUGUCCUCGACGCAGGUUACUUCAUGCCCAGCCGUCCCUUCUUUGAGAACAUUGGUACAAUCCUCCUCUAUGCAGUUGUGGGGACAAUAUGGAAUGUGUUUGGGAUUGGCUUCUCCCUGUACGGCAUCUGCCAGGUGAAAGCCUUUCGCCUGCAGGAUGUGUCAUUGCUCCACAAUCUCCUGUUCGGCAGCCUGAUUGCUGCUGUGGAUCCUGUGGCAGUGUUGGCUGUCUUUGAAGAGAUACACGUCAAUGAAAAGCUGCACAUUUUGGUCUUUGGUGAAUCACUCCUGAAUGAUGCAGUGACAGUGGUACUCUACAAGCUAUUUCGAUCAUUCUGUGAAAUGCCAACCAUCAAAACCAUGGAUGUUUUUGCUGGAGUUGGACAGUUCUUUGUGGUUGGGCUAGGAGGAGUCCUAGUAGGUCUUAUAUUUGGGAUGACCGCUGCCUUUACCACGCGAUUCACCAAGGAUAUCCGUGUCAUUGAGCCCCUCUUUGUCUUCCUAUACAGCUACCUUUCCUACCUCACUGCUGAAAUGUUUCACCUUUCAGGGAUUGUGGCCAUCAUUGCUUGUGCCAUGGGCAUGAAACGCUACGUGGAGGCCAACAUCUCUCUGAAGUCUCAUACCACAGUCAAAUACUUCAUGAAGAUGUGGAGCAGUGUUAGCGAUACCCUCAUCUUCAUCUUCCUUGGAGUUUCCACCAUUGGAGAAAAUCAUGAGUGGAACUGGCCAUACAUUUGCUUCACUGUCAUUUUCUGUCUUGUUUGGAGAGCAUUAGGGGUUCUUGUGCUGACUUUCUUUGUGAACAGAUUUCACGUGAACACCAUCACCAGCAAAGACCAAUUCAUUAUAGCAUACGGGGGUCUCCGAGGAGCCAUUUGUUUCUCUUUGGUCUUCUUGCUGCCUGACUUUCACAGGAAGAAGCUCUUCAUUGCAGCAACAACUGUUGUCAUCCUCUUCACUGUGUUUGUACAGGGAAUGACCAUCCGUCCUCUUGUUGACUUGUUGGCUGUGAAGAGGAAAAGAGAGAGUGCUCCCACAGUGGGAGAACAGAUCCAUAUUCGGUUCUUGGAUCAUUUGCUGGCUGGCAUUGAAGAUAUAUCUGGACACUGGGGACAGUAUUACUGGAAAGACAAAUUAGAGUAUUUUAACAGCAAAUACCUGCAGAAGAUCCUGCUUCGAGAAUACGACCAGCCAAAAUCAAGUAUUGUGCUGCUCUAUGAAAAGCUGGAGCGGAAACAUGCCAUUGAGCUGGCAGAAGCAGGGCAGCUGGGGCACGGCCUGUCUCACCCAUCCUUGCUCAACAAUGACAGGACUGUCAUAACAGACACAAAAUUGGAGGAUACUCUGAAUCCGGCUGUCCUGGACAACAUACAGGAAAUAUUGGCAAGGAACCUGUAUCGAAUAAGGAGAACGGGGCCAGCAUACAACAGGCACACCCUUCCUGGAGAGACAGAGCCCAUGGAGCAUGCCAAGGAGAUCCUGAUCCUCCGGCACAAGAGCCUGCAGGUGGAAGUGAGAGGAAGUGAUACGGUCAGCUCCAGGAAGGAGAAGGAUGACUCCUACUCGGUGCAGGGUGAUUCCAGCAUGCAGCUCAAGCUGUGCCGCUCCUUCACUGUGGGGAAUGCAGAAAAGCUUCUGGAAGUGAAGCAGAAUCGGUCCAAGUCAGUGUGUGUUAUCCCACCACUGCAGCCCAGCGGUACAGCCUGGGGGCAGAAGGAGGAAGUGGAGCAAGAGCUGGCUUUGGAGAAGUGA